UUAAGAGCCGCAAAACAGGCACGAGCUACCACAGCAGCCAGCAACAACGUCCAGAGCGCGAGAGGGUCGCUGUCCUGUCAACGGUCCCUUUAACUAACGAACAACAGCUCAACAGUAACACACACAAUCAGCAGCUAUGAAGAAGCAGACAAGUUUUUUCAUUUUGCUGCAACUUUUCUCAGCUUGCCUGGUGCUGGGGGUAAACGGUGAUUACUGCAAGGUGAAUGUAUGCAGUAAUGGUGGAACCUGUGUGACUGGGGCAGGAGCUCCAUUCAUCUGUAUCUGCCCAGAUGGCUUCUCUGGAGAAACUUGCAAUGAGACUGAGACUGGGCCCUGCAACCCCAAUCCUUGCAAAAAUGAUGCCAUCUGUGAAGUGACCGGUCAGUCCCGCCGAGGUGAUGUGUUCAGCGAGUAUGUCUGCAAGUGCCAGCCGGGCUUUGAAGGAGUUCACUGCCAGAACAGUGUCCAAGGGGCUGAUUUAAGUUCCCAAAAAGAUGUCAAUGACUGUGCUGGCCAGCCGUGUGAGAAUGGUGGCACCUGCAGGGACCUGGACGGAGAUUUCAAAUGCCACUGUCCCUCCCCUUAUGUGGGCAAACACUGUCAGCUGCGCUGUAUUUCCCUGCUUGGCAUGGAGGGAGGGGGCAUCGCUGAGUCCCAGAUCUCAGCCUCAUCUGUCCGUUACAGCAUGCUAGGCCUGCAGCGCUGGGGACCUGAGCUCGCCCGCCUUAACAACAAGGGGCUGGUUAACGCCUGGAGUGCUGCUGCACAUGACAAGAACCCAUGGAUAGAGAUCAAUAUGCAAAGAAAGAUGCGCUUUACGGGUAUUGUGACACAGGGUGCCAGUCGCAUCGGAACAGCUGAGUUCAUCAAGGCCUUCAAGGUGGCUUCAAGCCUGGACGGCAAGACAUACACCAUGUACAGAACAGAAGGAGAGAGGAAGGACCGUGUAUUUGUUGGAAAUGUGGACAAUGACGGCACCAAGACUAACCUGUUCGACCCCCCGAUCAUUGCCCAGUACAUCCGCAUUGUCCCUGUGGUGUGUCGCAAGGCUUGCACCCUGCGCAUGGAGAUGGUGGGCUGUGAGCUUAACGUGUAUUCAAACACUUCAGGUUGUUCAGAGCCGAUGGGCAUGAAGUCCCGGUUGGUGUCUAACCGCCAGAUCACGGCUUCCAGCACCUUCCGCACCUGGGGCAUCGAAGCCUUCACCUGGCACCCACACUACGCCCGCCUGGACAAACAGGGCAAGACCAAUGCCUGGACUGCCGCAACGAACAACCGAUCUGAGUGGCUGCAGGUGGACCUGGAGUCUCCCAAGAAGAUCACAGGAAUUGUCACACAGGGGGCCAAAGACUUCGGCUCUGUCCAGUUUGUGACAGCCUUCAAAGUGGCUCACAGUGAUGACGGACAGUCCUGGACCAUUGUGAAAGAUGAGACCACAAGGACAGACAGGAUCUUCCCAGGCAACAGUGACAACAACGUUCACAAAAAGAACAUCUUUGAGCCUCCGUUCUACGGCCGAUAUAUUCGCAUCCUGCCGUGGGAGUGGCACGAGCGCAUCACCCUGCGAAUCGAGCUUCUCGGCUGUGACGAGUAACGAUGUCCUGGACCCGCCUUCCCCCCUCCCCCCCUUGCUCUACCUCCUCCUCUUCCUUCCCUCCCUUCUCCCUCCUGAGCCACACCUGCACUGCCUUGCUCUCAGCCCUAGGGGGCAGCAAACACCAGAGUAGCGCACCACUGCCCCAACCCUGGCUGGUUGGCGGUGGGAGAUGUUACACUUAACCAAUGUAAGCAGGGCCCUGGUUGAGUUUAGCUACUGUGUCUCGUCUUUGUCCAUUUCCUGAAUCGAUCACUAAUUUUUUCCACCUGAACCAAAUCUGUGAUCAUUUCAAGAAAUUAUUAUUAUCUUUUUUGUCACUGAGCACAGUUGGGGUCAGAUUUGGAUCACACCUACAAGCUAAAUAAAAGGUGGUGACUCCCCCUCUUCCCUACGUCGGAGGUCGGGGUAACAGGACUGCUGCUUUAUCAGUUGGUGCUGCCUAGAUUCUGAUCCUAGAUCAGUUCUACCUGGAACAUUGAACCUCCAAGACCCACGGCUGGUGAUGUACAUAAGCUCCACUUAAUAGCUUGCACAUGUCCUAAAACCAUUCACCUCUGCUCAAGACACACAAGAUACAUAUUACCUUUAGAGGAUAUAUUGACAUUUAAAGUUGUUUUUUCCUUCCAGGAAAAAUAAAAAAAUAAAUUGUGAAUUAGCAAAUAUGAUUAAUAUGCUGUAAAGAAUCCUUUGUCUUUAAAUCUGGGAAGAAACAUGUUUGUUUGCUUGUUGUUCUUUAGUGUGGAAAACUAUUGAAUUCCAAACCAAUUUACCAGAGAAUUUGGCAUAUUAUUUUCUUUGUUUGAGCAAAAGUAAGAGAUUAAACAUCUCAAGGUGUGUCACUGUGUGUUCUUCAGUAUUCAGAGUAUUUCUCUGCAGCGGCUUGGACGGUAAAAUUCUCAUUUCACGUUUCCUUAAGUACAUUUUUUGCACUGCUUUAGAAGGUUAAGAUCCAACAUCCACUGUAUUCAUGCUGGCAAAACAUAUACAUGUAGCAGCCAAUAAUAGACUAUUUACACUAUUCCUUAUUUUUUACCGAACAUGUUGAGGGAAGCGUACUGAAACUUUUACCAGACGUCAUCUACGAACCCCUUUGAAAGUCAAAACAGUAUUAAGUAUUAAUCUCAUCUUGUGCCAACCCCCCUGAAUCUUUUUGUUUUUGUGGGUUAAUUUGAAAUGGGGGAAAAAAGUAUAUGAUGCAGUGAUGCAGACACUCGAAAAGAAAAAAAUUCAAAUAAUAAAUUAAUCUCUGUCAUUGUGAGACACAAUCAUUCAAUAAACCUUAACAGUCUGUCAGUUUAACAGACAAAUGUGAUUUCAAAGCUGGAGGAGACUCACUGACAGACAGGAUGUUAUAAACAAAAGACAAAAAGAGUUUGAGAUCAUUGUUAAGUUAAAGACAAGAGACACUCUUUGGAUAAUGAAUAAAAGCUGUUGACUCACAAAGAUUCACACAUGAACUGGUGCAACAAGAAAUCUGACACAGGAACUCAUCCUCUGAAAUUAUACAUAAGUCCUUUUAAAGAAUGUUAUGUUUUAGUUGCUUGACUAAAUGUUGUAAUACAUUGCACUGUUAUUUCACUAUUCACAUGUUACUGGCUGUUACAGCAGAUGUGUUUCAAAUCUCAUGAGAUUUUUCUUGCCAUCUGUAACUCUUGGAAACUUCAUAUCUUGACAUAUCCAUUUCAAAUCAAUUUUAUAAUUGCUGACAAGAUUCUUGGAAUGACAAGAAUGACAGUAUUAUGUCAAUAACAAUCCAGUAAUUGUGUCCCUAAUUGGUAGGCAUCAUAAACUGAGAGAUUAACUAUAGUGUAGAAGCUGCAAGUUUAAAAUAUGAUGUACAUUGUCAUCUCAGGUCGAAGUAGAUCGGCUCCUAAUGUACAGUAAAUGCUACUGAAAUGCUACAAAUUCACUCACACUCUUGGCCGUGUUUCUAGUUGUCUUCGCACAAUUCAAAUUGUUUUUUUAUGGCACUUUGAUGUUCGUGUUUUGACAUUUUAAAAUAUCCAAAAACCAAAAAGAAAAAAACAAGAAAUAAAAACAGUAUUGUGCUUUGAAGAACCAACUGUAAAGAUACUCAUUACUACACGUAAAGAGAAGAAGAAUAGAAAAUAUAGUUGCAGUUCAGUUUCUUUUUUGGAUUAAACUGAUCUUUGAACGUCUGAGUUUGGUGUUAAUAUGUGACAUGCAUAUAUACAGUACUCCUGUGCUGAGAACUGUCCGUGUUAGUAGAUGUUAAUGUUUGUUGUCGACCAUCUAUUUUUGGGGUCCAACAUUCUGCCUCCAGUUAAAAGCUGAGGCCCCGCUGAUAAGACUGUAAGAGAGAAACCAAAUUAAAACUGAUUUUUUACGGUUCCACCGGACAUGUGACACGACCCGCCGUAUCAUCUGCUUCUGCCGCCCCCAUCACAGUAUUCUAAACCUUUUCCACCCCAUGAAUUAUGAAUUAUGGGCUUGUGCAAUAUUAUACUGUGUUAGUUUUGAUAACAAUGAAUAUUAAUUCAAUAUCCUUAAAAAAUGCAUGAGGGGAUAGCAGUGCCACUGAGAGGUCGAGGAUAGAUGUUGGUGUCAAACACUGUACAAUAUUUAUUAUUGUCGCAGACGAUUCCACGUGCAGUCACCAUUGUUAUCCAUGUCUGCAUGCAUUUUAUUGAAUAGUGUUACUCAGUUUAAGUUCAACCGAUUUGAAUUUAUUGGUGACAUAGCUUCUUUUCUUUAGGUGUUCAUUAACAUUCAGAGUAUCAAGUAUUGUAGAUAUCUUGUUUUCCUGCUGUUCAGGUUUUCUAUGAUUGAUCUAAAAACAAUUGAUUACAUUGAUGUGUUUUUAUGGUAUAAUAUGAGUUCAUUUCUUUCUAUACUGACUGUGGACCCCACAGAAUUUAAACAGUUUGAAGUUGUUGUUUUUUUUACUGCUUAUUCCAGUAUUUUGUUUCUAAGAGGAUUCCUUUGAUGUUUCGCCUUUGUAUCUGAACAUGAUAAAAAUAAAGAAUCAAAAAUG
Messenger RNA from Acanthopagrus latus (yellowfin seabream), 4592 nucleotides. RefSeq names its product milk fat globule EGF and factor V/VIII domain containing b (gene mfge8b). The transcript has 11 exons. Lineage: Eukaryota; Metazoa; Chordata; Actinopteri; Spariformes; Sparidae. The record is from RefSeq and is a predicted model, not a curated record. The coding region runs from base 137 to 1594 and encodes 485 amino acids. Gene Ontology annotation, molecular function: calcium ion binding.